Messenger RNA from Electrophorus electricus (electric eel), 1320 nucleotides. Lineage: Eukaryota; Metazoa; Chordata; Actinopteri; Gymnotiformes; Gymnotidae. The record is from RefSeq and is a predicted model, not a curated record.
AUGAACCUGUGGGCAAGCUUGAGAAACCUGAACCUUAGUAACCUUGACAGCCUUACCAAACAGCUUGCUGGGGUCCUGGAUCUUCUGCUACCUUUCCUAGUAGAUGAACAGGCUCUGGGUUUACCACCUCAGUUUGCCCAGGCCGUACUGGGGCCUGUCCCAGAGCUUGUCCAGAUCCUCUCUGGGAUGGCUGACCAACUCACCUUUCACAGGCUGGAAGGCAUGGUCACUGCUCUUGUCAAAAGCCUGCAGGGCACGCCGACGUGGGACUCUGCACUGUCCACUCUAACCAUGGUCAGAAAUGUCAUGGCAGCCAUGGUCCAAAGCAUACAGGCACAAACCAAUUUCAUCAACAGUUUCUCAAAGCUUUUGACAGAUGUUUACACUGGUAUACACCCCAUGAAUGUGUCUCUCAUCAUUGAUGCACUGCCAGAUGUUUUACAGUCCACCACAGAAACUGUGCUACAGGCCGCAAGUAGCAAUGUGCUGAAUUGCAGUGUGGUGCAGAAGCUCUGGGACUCAAUCAGCCAAUUAGCUGGGCUCAACAGCACAGUCUUUGCUGGGUGGUGUAAUGAGUAUCUACACCCAUUCCUCUACAUCCUCUCACCAUUCCCGGCAGUGACCCAGAAUAUGACGGUGAACGCCACUGUAGCAGAGAUUGUAUUCUCUCUGGAGGCUCUCUACUCGGCCAGUCUCAAUCAGUCCCUUGCCAUGCAACAUAUUUCACAAACCCUUAUGGAGGGUGCCAGUGUGUUUUCCAACCUGUUCUCUUCAGUGGGUAGCCAGACUGACUGGAAUGGUCUGCUCCUUCAGUUACAGAAGCAGCCAAGCAUGUCUAUUGUUGAAAAGGCCUUGAAGAAUCUAGAACUGCAGGUACCAUCAGGUGAACUGAGCUGGAGGCCGUAUUUCCUGGCAGUGCAGAGGACCAUGGAGUACACCUUGCAGAACACUUACCUUGAUGGGAAUGCGACAGCGAGCCCUCAGAUCGUUAUGCAGGCCUUGGAUGUCGCUCUCACCGCCAUAAACAUCAGCAGUGAGAAUAUACGUAGUUUCCUGAGUAGCGAUAUCUUCACUGAACCUAAUGAAUCCUCAGCUGACAUGCUCAUAAAAGAGGUGGUCAGGAAAAUCAUUGACCUGAGACUGCUGGGAGAUUGGCCUGUGGCUUAUGGUCUGCUGGAACAAUCGCUUUAUAUAGAGAAUACAAGCCUCAUCUUGGAGGCAGUCAGUGAACUCGUUAACUGGUACAGCACCAGUAACAACACUGGAGUGUAUCUUGCCGUGGAUAUCAUGCCCAGGUUGUAUGAGAUGACAAAUCAGUAG